This is a messenger RNA of Phasianus colchicus (ring-necked pheasant), 6771 nucleotides long. It is a transcript of the gene TMEM94, whose product is annotated as transmembrane protein 94. NCBI's taxonomy places the organism in Eukaryota, Metazoa, Chordata, Aves, Galliformes, Phasianidae. The record is from RefSeq and is a predicted model, not a curated record.
CGAAACGCCACCGCGGGUCCCCAGCGCCGUGGCGGCCCGCUUUGCCAGUGACCCUGAUGGCGGCCCCGGCAGCGCUGGGGGAGGCCAGGAGGGCGAGCGGCUUCCCCGCUGAGGCGGUCCGGUGCGGCUGAUGGUGAUGUGAUAAAUAUAACCAAGCUCAUCUCUACCUAGGAGACAUUCUUCCCUGAGAAGCAAUCCACUUUUACUGGACAUGCUUACAGAAUUGCGUAGCCAUGGACCUCAAGGAGAAGUGUCAGGAUGAGAUGACCUCAAGUUUGGGCCUUACCACAAAGAAAGCCCUUAUGAUCUUGAGAGACGAGUUGACAACACUGCUGGAAGGACAUCAGAAGGAACGGAAAAAAGUGACUUCAUGGAAGGAGGCAUGGAGAAGCAGUUUUUUGUACCAUGGAAACCGUUGCUCCUGUUUCCACUGGCCUGGUGCAUCUCUGAUGCUUCUGGCAGUGGUGUUGCUGCUGUGUUGCUCUGGGAGCCAGCCACAGGGAAACCAAGGUGCUGAAAUAGUUAAUGCAUUGGCACUCUUCCUCCUUCUCCUCUUGGAUCUCUUCAUGAUUGGACGUCAAGAGAGGCUGAAGUGUAAAGAGGUGGAGAGAAGACUUCAGAUGAUCAUUGAUAAGAUAAAUGAUACACUUAGCAAAGAGGUGAAAUGGCCAGACUCCAUGUACCCUGACCUCCAUAUGCCUUAUGCCCCAUCCUGGUCCCUUCAUUGGGCAUACAGGGAUGGUCAACUUGUGAACCUGCCUGUAAGCCUGUUAGUAGAAGGAGAUGUCAUUGCUUUGAGGCCAGGACAGGAAUCAUUUGCUUCUCUGAGAGGAAUUAAGGAUGAUGAGCACAUAGUUCUGGAGCCAGGAGAUCUAUUUCCACCUUUCUCACCUCCACCCUCCCCAAGAGGAGAAGUGAAAAAGGGACCUCAGAACCCUCAGCUGUAUCGUCUGUUCCGUGUCUUGAAAACUCCAAUAAUUGAUAAUGUCAGGUGGUGUCUGGAAAUGGCAUUGUCACGUCCUGUGACAGCCCUGGAUAAUGAGCGAUUCACUGUACAGUCUGUGAUGUUGAAAUAUGCUGUCCCUAUUGUACUGGCUGGCUUCCUAAUCACCAAUGCUGUGCGCUUCAUUUUCAAAGCUCCUGGAAUUGCUUCUUGGCAGCAUACUCUUCUUCAGCUACAGGUGAAUGGAGUUCUGCCCAUCCUCCCGUUGCUUUUUCCUGUUCUGUGGAUUCUUGCAACAGCCUUUGGAGAAGCCAGAGUCUUGGCCCAGAUGAGUAAGGCCUCAUCCACCUCACUGCUUGCUAAGUUUUCAGAGGACACUCUCAGCAGCUACACAGAGAUGGUAUCUUCUCAGGAAAUGAUACGCUGUAUCUGGAGCCACUUCUUAUGUGUUUUAAAAGGCAAAUCUCCAACACUGAGCUUCACCUCCAGCUUGCUCCACAGUCUGGGAUCUGUCACUGUGCUCUGCUGUGUAGACAAGCAGGGGAUUCUCUCCUGGCCAAAUCCUAGCCCAGAGACUGUUCUGUUCUUCAGUGGGAAGGUGGAACCACAUCAUGAUAGCCAUGAAGAUCUGACUGAUGAGCUCUCUACACGGUCCUUCUGCCACCCUGAGGUGGACGAUGAGCCCCAUGAAAGAGAUGCUUUGCUCUCUGGCCCUUUGGCAGACACAGUCCAUGUGACUAAUGAGCAAGAGAGGAACAAUUGGUCUAGUGACCCUGCAAAGGCUCCCGAUGCCCAUGCCCACCGAAAGCCAAACAGUAGAAGCAAGCAUCCCUCUGGUUCCAAUGUGAGUUUUAGCAAGGACACAGAGGGUGGAGAAGAAGAACAUACUCAGAUUGCUGGUGACACUGAGGUGCUGGCUUGUGAGGCUGAAGACUUUGUAUGUGACUACCACCUUGAGAUGCUUAGCCUGUCCCAGGACCAACAGAACCCCUCUUGCAUCCAGUUUGAUGACUCCAACUGGCAGAUACACCUGAAUUCCCUCAAGCCUCUGGGUCUGAAUGUACUGCUCAAUCUCUGCAAUGCCACUGUGACAGAACGCCUGUGCCGAUUCUCUGACCAUCUCUGCAACAUAGCCCUCCAGGAAACUCACAACGCCGUGCUGCCUGUCCAUGUGCCCUGGGGCCUCUGUGAGCUUGCCAGGCUAAUAGGUUUCACACCAGGUGCCAAAGAUCUUUUCAAGCAGGAGAAUUAUUUGGCCUUGUACCGCUUGCCAAGUGAUGAGAUGGUUAAGGAGACAAUGCUGGGAAAGCUUUCAUCAAUCACCAAGAGAAGACCACCCUUGAGUCACAUGAUUAACCUGUUCGUGAAGGACACCACGACCAGUACUGAGCAGAUGUUUUCACAUGGGACAGCCGACAUCAUCCUUGAAGCCUGCACAGACUUUUGGGAUGGUACUGAUAUUUACCCCCUCUCUGGCUCUGACAGGAAGAAGGUGUUAGAUUUCUACCAGCGGGCCUGCCUCUCAGGGUACUGUUCAGCUUUUGCAUACAAGCCAAUGCAUUGUGCCUUGUCCUCCCAGCUCAAUGGCAAGUGCAUAGAACUGGUGCAGGUCCCUGGACAGAGCGCUAUCUUCACAUGCUGUGAUCUGCCUGGGACAACCCCCAUCAAACAGAGUAGUAGGAGGAACAGCUGGAGUUCAGAUGAAGGGAUUGGGGAAGUGAUGGAGAAGGAGGACUGUAUCCAGGCUCUGAGUGGACAGAUCUUCAUGGGAAUGGUCUCAUCUCAGUAUCAGGCCCGUCUAGACAUUGUCCGCCUUAUUGAUGGAUUGGUCAAUGCCUGCAUUCGUUUCGUCUACUUCUCCCUGGAAGAUGAACUCAAAAGCAAGGUGUUUGCAGAGAAGAUGGGUCUUGAGACUGGCUGGAAUUGUCACAUAUCUUUAACACCCAAUGGAGAUGUGCCUGGCUCUGAGAUCCCUCCUUCCAGUCCCAGCCAUGCUGGCUCCCUGCACGAUGACCUACAUCAGGUUUCUCGAGAUGAUGUGGAGGGGCUCCUGCUAAUGGAAGAGGAAGGGCAUUCAGAUCUCAUCAGCUUUCAGCCAACAGACAGCGACAUCCCAAGCUUCUUGGAAGACUGUAACAGGGCCAAACUUCCACGAGGGAUCCACCAGGUCAGACCUCACCUGCAAAACAUUGACAAUGUGCCUUUGCUGGUGCCCCUCUUCACAGACUGUACCCCAGAGACCAUGUGUGAGAUGAUUAAGAUCAUGCAGGAGUACGGGGAGGUGACUUGCUGUCUGGGAAGCUCUGCCAACCUGCGGAAUAGCUGCCUCUUCCUGCAAAGUGAUAUCAGUAUAGCACUGGAUCCUCUUUACCCAUCCCGCUGCUCCUGGGAGACCUUUGGCUAUGCCACCAGCACCACCAUGACUCAUGCCUCUGAUGAGCUCACCCCACUACAGCUCUCAGGACAGCUCAAUAGCCUGCCUUGUUCCAUGUCCUUCCGCCAAGAAGAGAGUACCAGCAUUAUAAGACUUAUAGAGCAGGCCCGGCAUGCAACUUAUGGGAUCCGCAAGUGUUUCCUCUUCCUGCUGCAGUGCCAGUUGACGUUGGUCGUCAUUCAGUUCCUGUCCUGCCUGGUACAGCUGCCUCCCAUCCUAAGUACCACAGAUAUUGUGUGGCUCUCUUGUUUCUGCUACCCACUGCUCAGCAUUUCACUCCUGGGCAAGCCUCCCCACAGCUCCAUCAUGACCAUGGCAACAGGAAAAAACUUGACUUCUAUUCCUAAGAAGACUCAGCACUACUUCCUGUUCUGCUUCCUGCUGAAAUUCAGCGUAACCAUCUGUUCCUGCCUCAUCUGCUUCGGUUUCACACUGCAUGAGUCCUGCAAAGAGGUGAACACUACCAGCCUCAAUCUCACAGCCUGCCCCUCCAUUAUGCUGCACAGCAAUGCACAUGGUGCUCCUGACUGGUUUGGGACAUUUUCCAAUGUUCUUCUUGUAGCCCAGAAGCUCACAGCUGGCCUGAUUGUUUUACACACAGUUUUCAUAUCCAUCACCCAUGUCCAUCGGACUAAGCCCUUGUGGAAGAAGAGCCCCCUCUCCAACUGGUGGUGGACGCUCACUGUGGCUAUUGUAUUAACGGGGCAAGUAGCACAGACCCUGCUGGACCUGAAGCUCUGGGAAAACCUCAGUUCUCCACUGACUUUUAAGUACAUUUCCAUCUCUCCAGUCUCAUGGCUCCUGGGUUUUCUUUCCUUGAUCCUGGUGGUUAUCAUCAAUGAGAUUGUCAAGCUGCAUGAAAUAAGGGUCCGGGUCCGUUACCAAAAGAGGCAGAAGUUGCAGUUUGAAACAAAGCUGGGGAUGAAUUCUCCAUUUUAAACGCUUUCAACCUGAAUUCCCUGGGGCCAGGGUCACACAGCAACAUCCUGCAAGGGGAGAGCAGCUGCUCACAGGCUCAGGAAGUUUCCUUACACAUACAAACCAGAUGGCCUCUGCAAAACUGCAUCAGAACCUUCCAGGGGAGGCUCAGGCAGGGCGCUUCUAUCGGGAUCCCCCAGUAGGUAUGCAGUCCUUCUCUGGCCUGCCAAGUUGCUCUCAAGGGAGCCUGCAAGCUCUGGUGGCUUUUCAGGCUACUGUUCCUUUAUUUAUUUAUUAGUAGAUGUUUUUGUUAGUAUAAUGGUGAUGCUGAAAUCAACUGACUCCUUCCUUCUGGGUUAGCAAAUGGUUUUUUUUGUUGUUUUGUUUGUUUGUUUGUUUUUUACCUGGUAGGAUAAUCUGGGACCAGAAGGGGAGCUACAGGGCUGCUAAGGCAAAAGAUUUCUAUUGAAACCCAUUUUUUUUCCUCUUCCUGCUUUCCUGGAUGAUGCAUGUGUGCAUGCCUGCGCAUGCCCUCAGCUACCUUCCUCAGCUAUCUCUCCUACUGCUCUUGAGAAUGUUGUGGGAAUGUGACCUCCAGCACUCACCUGACACAAAGGGAUACUGGGAAGGAACUCUGGCGCCAUGCUAGGAAAGCCCCCCAUAUGUCAUGGCCAGGACUGCCCUUUAGUGUUGUAGCUGCAUGCCAACUAUUAGUGCUUCAAGAGAUGAAUGGAACAGGGCUUUAAGAAAAGCUGUCUGAGUUUAUCCCUACUUCUGUGGAGCACAGGGAGUUAGGAGGACAACUCUGCCUACUUGCACAGCCCAGCUUCCUCCAGCCUAUUUGAACCAGCUCUUGUCUGCUUUAAUUGCCCUCAAACAGGUAGGUUUACAACUGCCCUCAUUUUUGUGAUUUGAAUGUUCUGCUUCAGCAAAAUGCCUGCUUGAGAGAGCCCCAGCAAUAUUUGCAGCUAGAGAUAAAACCUGAAACCUCCCUACCCCUGCCAUGGAGCAAGGGAGUUAUAUUUCCAUCUAUAUCUUGCAGCUGUGACUCCUUUCCCAGCCUGGAACUGUGCUGCACCCAUGGAAUAGGGGUUCCCUCCUCCCAGUCAUGCCUUUCUGUGGUAGUGCUUGGAAGUCUCUCCCCUCCGUGCUUCUCCCCACACAGCUAUACCCAUUUUUCUGAGACACCUUUCUUUGGCUGGGGGAAACAUUCCAGUGAUGGCUACUGCAAACCAUGAUGUGCCCCCAGUGCUGCACACACACUCCUGAGCUCUGAACAGACCCUAGCUGCACAGGGAACAGCGGUGCUGUUGUGGGCUAUGCAGGAGUACAUAGGCUUGCCUACCAUGAUAUUUACAGCUCGUGGAGAUGUUGACUCUCUUCCUAGUUCUAAAAACUGGUUAAACCUGACAAAUCCUGGCACUGUUUUUGCUUCCAAUAUUAACACUACAGUACACAGCUGCUGUUUCCCUUUGGUGUCCUAGGCUAACACAAGGCUGCUGAUCCUUCCCUGGCAGGCAGGGAGCUAGCUGGGAUACCCAGCCCUACCUGCUGCUCCACCUUGUCUUCCUUACAUUUCAACAAAAACAGGGAGAAUGCACAGUGCUUGUCAUUAAGCAAUACCCUUAUUGCUGUGGGUCUAGCAGGGGAGUUGGAGUACAGCCAGUCUUUGAGCUCUGAGGACAGAGUGAGGCUGCUGGAGGCACAGUACGGGUGUCAGGGGGCCUGGACCUUGUUCUGCAGCUGGAGAGGGGCUGCUCAAGGCUCUGUGCUGCUGGUUCUAUGGAAUAGAGAGCCAGUAGCUGAGUGGGGAAAGGCAAGGCUGCUCACCUGCAGUGCAGCAGUACUAGGUCAGCCUUUGCCAGGUGAGCUGACCUGAGCUGAGCUCUUCCUUCACUCCUUUUGAAUCUGCAGGGCUGCUUGGCUCAGAGAGAACGAGCUGCUUCUUUCAGUCUCACUUAACUCGCUAAGUGCAAGCUCCAGAUCACUGGCAACUGAGAAAUCAGCUGCUGUUUCUGAUGCUAGGCUGAUGCUGGCAAGUCGGGCACUAUCUUCUCCAUAGCCAUGUUGAGCUGCAGGCAGAGGCAGCACCGAGCUGCUCUAUGCUAUGCCUGCAGGGCAGCCUGCCACCCAGACCUUAGCUCUUGCUCCAUGCCACUGAACUUGUGGGCAACAAAAGGCAGCAGCUACCAGGACUUCCUGCUGGCUGCACCUUCCGCGAGAGGCGGUGCCUCCAAGGUUUCUUUCUGUGGGUGAUCACAAAAGUUAUUGUUCUGCAUCCUCCUUCCUGUGUUAGACUUGGGCAGAGCCAAGGCAUAUUAAGCAGGCCUUUGGGAUGGUCUGACAUUGGCAGUCCUCCCUCUGCCAUUGAGGCACCUGAGAACUAGAGUGAAUGGCUUCAGGAAGAAGUUUCCUACAUCAAGAUGUUUUUAAAUGGUGUAUAUUUUAUAUUAAAUUUUUGGGGGAUGUAUGUAAA